Messenger RNA from Vicia faba (fava bean), 1455 nucleotides. NCBI's taxonomy places the organism in Eukaryota, Viridiplantae, Streptophyta, Magnoliopsida, Fabales, Fabaceae. The record is from the annotation of a GenBank genome assembly.
AUGGGAAGAAGAACUUUUCUUCCAUAUAAAGAUGAAACCUUUAUGCCUCCAUUAGCACAACCACCUUAUUCUUUUCAUUUUCAUCCAAACCCAUCACCAUUUCCACCCAUCACUGUUUCAUCUCUUCGAUCUGAUAAUCUCAGUCCAAAUGAUAAAUCCUUGAAGGUUAGUCCAAGCAUUCUUCUAAUAAUCAUCAUUCUAGCCAUUGUUUUCUUCGUUUCUGGUUUACUUCAUCUCCUGGUUCGGUUCCUUUGGAGGCCUCGGGAUAGAGACAGUGAUGAACUGGACGAUGUUACUGCUCUUCAAGGACAGUUGCAGCAGCUUUUUCAUCUUCAUGAUGCUGGUGUUGACCAGUCUUUCAUUGAUACUACUCUUCCUGUGUUUCUUUAUAAGGCUAUUAUUGGAUUGAAGAACCCUUUUGAUUGUGCUGUUUGUUUGUGUGAAUUUGAGCUCGAAGAUAAGCUUAGGUUGUUGCCGAAAUGUAGCCAUGCUUUUCAUAUGGAGUGUAUUGAUACUUGGCUUUUGUCUCAUUCUACUUGUCCUCUUUGUAGAGGUAACUUGCUUCAUGAUUUCAACACAAACAAUAAUAACUGUUCCCCUAUUGUUCUUGUUCUAGAAUCUGGUAGUGAUAGUUCAAGAGAAAUUGUUCCAGAAAGAGAUAAUCCUACUGCUACUGCUAUAGGUACAGGUAGUAGUGUUCUUGGCAGGACUAGUUCUGUUAUGACAAUGAAUUCGGAUUCGGCUUCGGUUGAAAACAUUCCUAAUCCGAAAGUUGUGACUGUUAAGCUUGGAAAGUAUAGGAAUGUUGAUGGGGGUGGUGGAGGAGGGGAAGGAAGUAGUAGCAACAAUGUGGAUGAUAGGAGGUGUUUUUCGAUGGGUUCAUUUGCUUAUAUUAUGGACGAAACAUCUUCGUUGCAGGUACCGAUAAGAACUCCGAUGAAGAUGAAAUCGAGUAAGAAGAAAGCUGUUUUGCCUUUGAUUCCAGGACAUAGGCCAGCAAUGUCGGAAUGUGAUUGCGAAUCCAGAAGAGAUUUCAAGUUUACAAGCUUUGAUUCAACUAGAGGAGGAGUAGUUGAGGAUUUUGCAGGUAUUGGAAAGAGUAGAAAAGAGAGUUUUUCGAUAUCGAAGAUUUGGCUUAGAGGGAAGAAAGAUAAGACUAAUGGUGAUGCUGCAGAUUCAUCUAGAAGAGCUGUUUCAUUUAGGUUUCCAUUACAAAGUAAUGAUGCUUUGAAGGGUAAGAAUCUGAGGUUUCAUGCAAGAAGUACUGUUUCUGAGAUGGAUUUUGGAGGAAGUGAAUUUGGUGGUUAUGAUGAAGAGAAUCAAAGUUGCUAUAGUAUGGAUUCAUCUCAAGCUAGAGCACCUUCAUUUGCUAGAAGGACUUUGCUUUGGCUCACUGGAAAACAGAAUAAGGUUGUUCAUUCUUCAACUGCUUCUGCUUCUACUUCUACACUUUAG